AUGUCGAAUCGAGAAGCGGCCAUCAACAUGCUGAAGGAGACGGCCAAUACCAUCAUGGGAACCCUGACGCUGGUUCUCCAAGUGUCCAUGAACAUGAUCGAAGUGAACGCUCCGGACCAUGCCGAAGAGGAGCACAUGCCCCAACUGACCAGUCAGCUGCAAGCAAUGUGCCAAGAGAUGUCCAGGCAGAGAGCCUUGCUCCAGCGUCUUGCCGAGAGCCAGAACAAAAAGAUGCCGGCACCAGUUCUCCCAUUGAUGGAUAUACCAGUCCACAACAUGAAUACCGAGCCCAUGCCCAAUUCAGCAACUCUGAGCGACGAGGACGACGAUUUCUCAGUGGUCUCACCAAAGCCGACUCCAUCGGCUACCACCCAGAAUGUUCCCAAGAUGAGAAAGAGUCCAACAAAGGGGUCACCGACGUCCACCAGCAAUCCAGCAGUGCCCAACAAGCGUGCUUACCCAAUGCAGAUUCAUGGAGACCCAGCCCCGAUGCAUCUGACCUUGGCCGAAUGGGGCCAACGAAAGGUGACCUGGGGAAAGAAGCAUCCUGGCCACACCUACUUCCAAGUGCUCUCAGGGGACAUGGGGUACUUCGAAUGGAGUCUGCAGAGGUACAACUCGCUUCCUCCUCACCAACAAGACUUUGUGGACUACUGCAGGGCUCAGUUGGAAGCGGAUGCCGAUCAAGAUCGUCUGAAGGCCAUGAGUGUUCGUCGCCUACCCUGA
Molecule: messenger RNA, 726 nt
Organism: Cladocopium goreaui
Lineage: Eukaryota; Dinophyceae; Suessiales; Symbiodiniaceae
Source: the annotation of a GenBank genome assembly